AUGGAUCAUUCAGCAGUUCAUCCGUCAGGUCACGAGAAUUCAGCGUGGUUCGUGGGAUGCGUCAACGCCGGCGACUCCUUUUUCUCCAGACUUUCUUUACCCAAAGGUGCCCAUGACCUUGACCCGGUAACCUGCUCUGCAAGCUGUCUGGAUGAAGGUUUGCCUGUUGCAAGUGAACAGGGGAUUGUGGCACUCUACAGAACUGAAGGACCAUUUCUGCACACCAUCAAUCUAUCUGCUCCUUCAGACAGAGUGCAGGCUGGGAAGACUUUUGUUGUGGUGGUUUCUGGAAACCUGGCUGGACGCCCCAACCAACCCACAGGGAUUCAGAGUCUGGGAGGGCAGGACCUCUCUUAUGUCACUGUGGAGUUCCUGGACAGGACCCCUAAAGAUGUCAGUGUUUCCAACCUCCUCUCCACACUGUCCUCCACCCUCCACCUCUCCGUCUCGCAGCCUCCUCCAAAUAGCUUGGUGAUCUCUGUGCUCCAUGGGCCCCUAGGUGUCCCCUCCUGCACACACCCCCAACAGACAGACUCGCACAGUAUGCAAGCAGCACACCUGGGCGACCCUGUCACACUGCAGGCAUACGAAGUUGUGCGUCUCGCUGUUUCUGACCUUAAAGUGAGCAUUUCAAGGAAUUAUCUGAGAGCUGGAGGGUGCAUUUCUGUGGAUGUGGAGCUUUUCACCACCAUGAAGCACCUGCUUGUCCUCAACCUCACACUAAACGCUGAGAAUGACCACAAAUACGAGGACAGUGUCGACCUCAGCAGCAAAGGAAAGGACAUUAACAGCUGCAGCGGCGGCAACUUUGGCAAUAACUGCUGCAGUAUUGACAGCUCUGACAUGAAGAACAAUAUAACAAAUGAUGACAGAAGUGUCUUCAGUAAUGAAAUCAGUGCCAACGCUACUCACUUUAACAAAACUGAGAGUCAUACAAGCACAAUCACCGACUGGAAAAACAGCAAUGAUGACGACUAUAACUGCAGUAACCAUGGCAACAUCACCCAUGAUCACAAUCUCAAUCAACGCCGCAGUAAUAUCCGUUGUCAUGGUGGCACCCACUCCUAUUCCCACCACUUCAUCCCUCUCCACCUCCUCCACACCUCCAAUCAGUCCAGCUGCCGUCUGCAACUCCACCUUGGCUGCCGCCUCCCUACCACAGCAGGACGGUAUCACCUCACAGCAUCUGUUUUCUCUACUCCCGAUCCUUCAUCAGUGCUAAUCUCCACUGUCCUGCCUCAAGUCUUGAUGGUGUAUGAGCAUAUCUGUGCCCUGAGGCCAUCUGGGAAUUGGACAUCAGUGUUUCCAGCAGACUCAGAAUUUAGCCUGGAGGUUGUCAGCCACGGAGGCCGCUUGGGGUCAACAAUAAUUUGGACUUUUAGUUUGGAAAAUGCUGUUGUGAUCAGCAAGACAACUGAAGAAUGGAACAUAAAUGUGUCUCUUCCUCUAGCAGGACGUUAUAAUGUCACAGUUAAGGCCUGUAACCCAGUCAGCUGGACCUCAUUUCAAACACACAUCCUGGUUCAAGACAUAGUUGGGGAGCUGGUUUUGAAUGUUCCCAGUGUGAUCAGAACAGAACAGAAACAAUCCCUUUUAUUUAGUGUUGCAGCAGGGUCAAACAUGACCGUCUCUCUGCUGGUGAAUGCAACAUUACAGUACCGAAACAGCAGCUACGCCACAGGAGAACAGGCAACGGUGGUUUUGCUUUUCAACCACACAGGGACAGCUGUGGUUGAGCUUCGAGCUGAGAAUGAAGUGUCUUCUCAGAACAAAAGCGUCAGAGUGUGUGUUGAGGGGAACAGGAAGCCGUCACCGCAAGUUAGAGUUAAUUCAAACUGGCAGCCACCCACCAGUCAAAGUCCUGUUCACAGCCUGGGUGACAUUGUGCAGAUUUAUGCAGCAAAGCAAGCUUAUCCCACAAAUACAGAUAUAACCUUCCUGGCUGUGACUGAUGUACCAGAUCUUUUGGAAUUUAUCUGGCACUUUGGAGACUCCACAUCAACCAGAACCACCUCAAGGACUGUCACCAAAAGAUACCAUAAACCUGGCAGGUUUGAUGUGGUUGUAGUCAUGUCUGGUGGCCACUCAUCCAUCACCUCUGAGGUGUUCCCUCUGGUAGUGCAGAAAGCAGUGAAGCUCAACAGGCUGGUCCACCAGGCGUCAGUCCUACAGAAUCAGACGGUGACAGUGAGUUGCCGGGUCAAUGUUGGGACCAACCUCACCUUCCUCUGGAACUUUGGAGAUGGAUCAUCCAGGCUGGGACAGAGCACAGAACAGCAUGUCUUCAAAAAAACAGGAGAGUUCAGAGUCCAAGUGAGUGCGUCUAACCUGGUCAGCUCUGCCUCUCUGAGCAGUCACAUCUUUGUUGUGGACUGUCCUUGUCAGCCUCCACCGGUCAAAAACAUGGGUCCUCUCAAACCACAGGUCCGGAGAUACGAGGUUAUAUGUCUGGGGGUGACCUUUGAGACUGAUAUUGACUGUGACAUAUCAGGAGGCCUUCAGUACACCUGGACCCUGUUUGACUCUGCAGGCCAGACCUUCCAUUUGCCUUUCACAGACACACACAGACAGAGUCUCACACUCCAGAGCCAUCUCUUGCUCUAUGACACCUACACUGCCAUAGCCAGGGUCCAGGUCAUUGGCAGUGUGGUGUACAGUAACUACAGCGUGAGAGUUCAGGUGGUGCCAAGCCCUCCUGUGGCUGUCAUCCAGGGUGGUACCAACAUCUUCAUUAACAACAGGAACACCACCGUGCUAACCCUGGACGGGCGGAGAUCUUACGACCCUGACUUCCCCACGAACCCACUCAGCUACAGCUGGACGUGUAAACCACUCAGCUCCAUCACCACUCCCUGUUUCAGCCAGCACGUUCCCACUUCCUUCCCUGUGCUUGUGUUUCCAGUUAGUUUCUUAAAACCCAACUUCGACCAGUUCCAGUUCACGCUCACCAUACACAGUGGAGAGCGUUCAGCCUCAUCAGAAACCUUCCUCACAGUAACACCAAACUUGCUUGGGAAAGUGUCUGUUUACUGUCUUCAUUGCCAAGGAGAUCAGGUGAACUGGGGGCAGCCGUUCUCUGUCAGUGCCUUGUGUGAAGACUGUGAUGUCUCCCCAGAACACAUCCAGUACACCUGGAGUCUGUACCUGGUCAAUGCCUCCUCCAGGCCUGUCUUGGAAGUUCCAUUUUGUUACACAGUGGAUCUCAGUGCUCCUUAUUCAAUCAUCAGCAGUCCUGCCAGUUCCCCUCAGACUCCUGGGACCUCCACCCUGCCUCCAUCUGACACAGAUGCUUCCCACUACACCAGUUCUGUCCAUGCCUCAGACCCUGUUCUCCUGACUGAGAUUAUUUCUAAAUCUAUAGCUAGAAAGCAAAAUCUGGGACUGACUGACAGAAGGACAUCAUCAAAGAAGAGCAGAAACAUGUCAAGAAAAGCUGGAAAGGAGCCCUUUCAUCACUCCCUGGGAAAGUUUGACCAUCCAGAGCAUCACCCCUCCACUGAAUACCCACCACUCACCCCUGACAACAGUGGAGUCCUGUAUCCAGAACACUUUGGCCAAAGCGACGUUAACAGUGAAUUCCCAAUUCAUUAUGAUUCCUCUGCUGAGUGGGAAUUUCCUUUUCCUGUCCUGGAGACUGGUGACGUGGGAGGUCGACCAGAUUCAGAUUACAAUGUUCCAUUCCCAAGUGCAGAGGAGGGAGACCCGGGAAUUUCAGCAGGAAGACCCACAGGUGUGGAGGGUGAGACCUUAAGUCCAGGAGAUGACUCAGUGUUUGAUCCAGCAGUACACAAAGAUGAGGGGAGUAACCUGGUGGUUUCCAGACCGUCUGUGGUGAUCCAGGAGCCCACUUUGCUUGAUUUGCCCCGAGACCUAGUAGACAGAGGCCUUUUUGAGUCCUACACUCAUGCAGGAAUUUCCUCCUCUCUGCUCAGUUUCAGACCCUUCAGUCUGAGGCCGGGAGGCAUAUACAUGUUGGAGGUCACUGCCAAAUCUCUGAAUAGUUUUUACGGCCGGACUCAGCUGUUUUUAGAAUCCAAGCCAGCUCCAAAGGGCAUGACAUGUCAGGUGCAGCCGGUCAGGGGGAUGGAGGUGCACACACAUUUCAGCAUCUUCUGCACGUCAGGGAAAGAGGAUUUACUGUAUGAGCACAGCUUCAGUGUAGGAGGCAGACCCCCCAGGGUGCUGUACCAGGGGAGAGAUUUCCAGUUCUACUUCAGCCUUCCUUCAGGUGACCCUAGUGAUGACUAUAAAGUAACUGUUUACACAGAAGUCAGAAGCAGCACAUAUGGGACAGCCACCAAACCCUGUCCUGUCACCGUCCAAGUCCAUCCAAGCUUCCUCAGAGACACUUCUUCCCGUCACGAUCCUGACCUGGAGCUUUUCAGGUCAGGUCUGAGGAACGUGUCUGCUCUGGUGCAGCUUGGAAACAGUAGGGAGACUCGUAACUACAUCAGUCUCCUCUCCAGCAUUCUGAACAGACUCAGCCUGGACACUGAGGCCAAUGCACACGCACAGAGACUCACACGCAAUGUGCUCAUUUGCACAGUGUGUGAGCUCGAGAGCGGCGAACAGGCAUCAAUGGUGGAUAGCAUCUCUAUUCUCAAAGACCUUUUACAAGUUACACAUCAGGUAACAGUAGCAAGUGUCAGACGAGUGACAGUUUACAUUCAGGCCAUCUCAGACCUGUUUCUGGAGUCCAGUGCUCUAGUCCGGUAUCAUCUAGACCACAACAUCCUGAACACCCUGGUUGCGAUGCUCUCAUACAUCCUGCAGGGUGCUGUCACAAAUCAUGACUUCACACCUGAAAGGUCCGAUAUAGAUAAUAUUACACAGGUAUUGGAAUCGGACUCACCCGCCAUUGCUUCUCCUGAUGGAUGCAUACCAGCUUCAUCCACAGGUGAUCACACCAAAUGGGAAGGAUCAGCAUCAACAAAGCAGAGGGUACAGCUUGUGGUUGAUGUUCUGCAGACUGCGUCAGACCUGAUGCUGAAGUACAUGUUGCUCCACAAGGUCCAGGAGCACAGAGUCAGCACAGGUCUCUUCUCCUUAUAUGCCACAUGCCAAAACCAAACCUCCACAGUCAUCAGCAGUGGCUCAGCCACCUUCUACAUGCCCGCUUCUCUGAUCCAGCUUCUGUUUGGUGGUUACAAUGGAGACACUGAGAGAAAGCAGCAUCGACCAUGUGUGCUCAGCUUGCUGACUGAGCUCGCCCACAUCCCUUACACCAGCGACCACUAUCCUCCACAGCUCAGCGGACCAGUGGUUGACCUGAGUCUGUACAAGUGCAGCGUGAGGAGAAAGAUCCCUGUCCGUUCCUUCGUUCUGCCAAUCAACGUCGAGCUGCAACAUCCACCAAGAAACGAAACCUCUGCGCGUGAGUACGUCCUCUCCCGCAUCCAGAUCAACUACCACAGUUUCAACAUUACACAGGACCACUUGCAGCAGGCCAUCCAGUUGAGCGUGGUGUUCACACCGCCGCCCAACAAGGUGUUUCCCAUCAUGCUGCUCUUCAGGAUGUUUGAGAGGCCAACUCCCAGCAUGCACCAUCUGCACAGUAUCCACCACUGGGAGAGCAACACCAUACGCAUCACUCUGCCUCCAUCUUACCUCAAUGCUGCAGGGGUUGGUCACCUGGCACUGCUGAAUGCUGAUUUUGGGAAAGCACCCAAACACAAGCACCUGAGUGGACAGGUCAGCUACAGACUCGCAGUCAUCAGCAGCCUGUGCUUGUCCUUGGAUGGCCACCAGGGGGCCUGGACACAUCAAGACUGCAAGACACAGCAAGCAGACGCAAGCACUGCUGUCAACUGCAGUUGUCAUCAGUUGAGGCCACUGACCGUGGUGCAGCAUCAGAUCCAGAGCAGCCACGACACAGCCAAUCUGGACCCGUUCCUAAGCGUGUCCCGUGAUCUGACUGUGCUGGGAGUACUGGUGCUGUGUGUGUGCCUGUACAUCCCGGGGUUGUUGGCGUGUAAGAGAGCUGAUGACAUCACUGAGAAGAAUCGACGAGUCCACUACCUUUCUGACAAUUCUCCAUUUGAGCCGUAUCUUUAUGCAGUGACCAUCCACACUGGUCUCUGCUCUGCAGCCAAUAUGAGCGCAAAGGUUUACAUAGUGCUGUAUGGUGAAGAUGGGCUCUCACACACAAGAGAGCUACAGGUCCCAGGGUGCACUCUGUUCAGGAGGAACUCACAAGAUACAUUUAUACUCAGUGCAGCAGAUAGCUUGGGCCCUGUGUGGGGGGUUCACAUCUGGCAUGACAACUCUGGAUUGUCCCCGAACUGGUACCUCAAACAAGUGGAGGUGUCUGAGGUGAACAGAGGGCAUGUGAAAGGACGUGAUUGGCUGUUUGUCGGUCAGUGCUGGUUGGCUGUGAACAAAGGUGAUGGCCAGGUGGAGAGAAUGCUGCGUGUUUGCACCCAAGGAUUAAGCUUUACUAAGAUGUCGUGUUUUAAGUUAUCUGACUACUUGGCCGACUUCCACAUUUGGAUAUCUGUGUACAGCUGCCCCUGCCCUAACUUGUUCACACACACGCAAAGACUCAGUGUGUGCCUACUCCUGCUGUUGGGGUACGCAUGCGUUAACACAGUAAUCAUAUCGCAAAUGGAUGAUCAGUUGCUGUUUGAGUUGGGUGUCCUUGAUGUAUCAGCUGUGUCCGUGACAACAGGAGUAUUAAGUGUGGUGGCAGUCUUACCCGGAGCAACAAUGAUUUCUUUUCUGUUUCGACUGCACGGGGUCAAACUGACGAUGUCAGGAGUCCAACAUGCAACGGGUAGAAAGACCGAAAAGGAACAUUUUGAAGAUGCCCUUUCAGUAAAUGACAGUGUACUCCAUCUCUCUUGGAGGAGUCUUAAGCAGUGGAUACAGGAAGCCUGGAGGAAGAAAUAUCAGGGCACAGACCUGCUCUCAGUGUCCUCUACGAUUCUGGAAAAUAAAGACACAGACAAAGAGCCUGUAAUCCAACCAGAUGUGAUCACUGGAAAAGAGGAUGAUCAAGCAGUUGAGAACAGAAUGGGGCCAGUGCUUCAGAAUUUGUUGCACAUUUCAAGGGAGGGAAAUGCUGAUCACGCAACGCAGGGAAAAGAGUGCGAUCCUUCAAGUGCAAGCAGCUUGUGUCUUGGAACCCAGGAAGAGCUUUUGUCCAGUAUGAAGCAAGAAGAUCAAGCCCUUCAGGAAGAGAAAGGUCCUCAAGGAAAAUGUUCAUUGAGCUGUGGCUUUGAGGAAGGCAGCCAUCGUCAGGCAGCGUGGUCUGAUCACAGCAGUGGUUGUCACGUAAACGACAAACUGAGGGGGAGAAAAGUUGGACCAACAUCCCAGCGGUGUCAGUAUUUGGCCUGGUCCCUGUGUCUGCUAUUGUCCCUCUCCUGCCUGGUGCUCUCUGCAGUGCUGGGAACGAGAUUCAGCAGCAGCAAAGUUCUGCUUUGGAUACACUCUCUUUUCUUCUCCCUGAUGUUUUGCAUCUUCUUCAUCCAGCCAGCCCUGAUAUUUACUGUAGCACUGGCGGUCUCCUUUUGGUACAGGAAAAGACCAGACUUUCACACAUUCUCCAGAAUAAAAGAAUUUGAGAUCGAGGCUUCAAAACCGUGCUGCUACAAUGGUGCUGCUCGACCAGAAGAACACUUGAGUGCAUCUGCUUUGCCUCAGGAAAGAUGCUCAUACCUUGAAAAGCUUCUCGCAGCUCGUCAGCGAGCUCGAUACCUGCGUCUCGUGUGCCCGCCGACUCCAGCGGAGCUGAGGAAAACUCGUGGGAGGAAAAGAAGAGAGACUCUUAUCCAUAACACCCUCAGGGAUUUGUCUGUCUGCGUCUCCAUGGUUCUCCUGAUGCUGUGUGUAACAUAUGGCAGCUCGUUCAGUGACCAUUACCACCUCAAUAAAGCUGUCAGAAAACAGUUUACAAGGAAUGAUGAUAAUGACUUUAUGUCCAUACAAAAGCAAGAGGACUGGUGGAAGUGGGCUCGGACCAGUCUGCUAAAUCUGCUGUACAUGAAUUCAUCAGCCAAAAUGGAGCAGUCACGUACCUUGAUUGGAGAGCCAGUCCUGUGGAAGGUGGAGGCAUCCAGCUCGUUUGAGGAUCUGGACUCCGGUGUGACUCUUGUACCAGAAGGUCUUCGCUUAUUCUUGUUGGGAAGCAAAACAUCCACUUACCCACGAUCCGCUGUCAUGGUUCCCACGGUAACGCCCUCAAGGACAUGUGGUCACCAGGGCUGCUACUCGGGGCCAAGUACUACAGUUGGCUUGGGGCGCACAAAGUCUGACGCUGCAUCCAAACUGAAUCUCCUGCACUCAGCUGGCUGGUUGGGCAGACAGACGGUGGCCCUGAAGGUCCAGUUCACCGUGUUCAGCCCUGCACCCAACUUGUUCAGCAGUGUGACCCUGCUUACUGAGCAGAGCCCCACCAGUGUCCUAUUCCCCUCUUCCAAAGUCCAUUCAGUUAGGGUGUAUCGCACUCCUGCUGUGUGGGACUAUGUUGUUAUGGUUUGCCAGCUCCUCUUCCUCUUCUUGUCUCUGCUGCAACUCUGUCAUCAGCUGUGCACUGUGAGGCAGCAAGGCCUGAUGGGAUACUGGAGGUCACCCUGCAACUGGCUGGAAGUCAUUCUGCUGACAGCGACCCUGGUUUACUAUGUUUAUUACAUCUAUCACUCCAUUAUUAUCACGGACGUUGCGGAGCAGCUGCAGAGACACAGAGGACAUGUUGAUGUCAGCUUCUUGGCUACCUGGGAACAAGAUAUUCGUACUCUGCAUGGUGUUACACUCUUCCUUCUCACCAUCAAGUGUGUGACUGUGCUGAGGGUGAACAGGACCUUGGCUACCUCUGCUACACUCUUGACCCGCUCACUCUCCAGGCUCUUUUGGCCAAUGAUUUCAGGUGUGUUCCUGCUGGUGGCGCUGUCCUGUGCAGGGAAUCUUCUGUUUGUACAAAGCUCCUGGGCUUUCAGCUCCAUUCCCCGCUCCCUUCAGACUCUGCUCUGUCACUACUGGGGUCUCAGACCUGCCAGGGGCCUCCUCCUCUCUGGGCGUGAUUUCCUCUACUCUGGAGUUCUCUAUCUGUCUUCCACUGUGGUGUGGACAGCAGUGAUGUGUGUGGUGUCCUCAUUGGUCAGAAGUGCCAAAAGAUCUCAGAGCAGGAGGGAUGUCUUCACCGUAGCAGAAUUAGCCAGUUACAUCAGGCGGAGGAUUUCUGAGUUCACUGGGCAGCGUCAACCAACAUGGUCUGAUGAACACGUGGAGAGAAAGACGUAUUACCUCGAAGAGUUUGAAAGCUUGGUAGAUGAGCUGUUGUUCAGGCUCAACGCCCUCUCUAACUGUCUGCACCACACUCUACCCCCGAAAGCCCAUGACUACACUGAGGAGGAGAGUCCUGUCACAUCACUCAUACAGGAGCCCUCCAGCAUGGACACACAGGACUCUGUAAGAACACAAAUGACAGAUGAGACGAUGGUGAAUGAUUGCACAGAUGUCAAUGGCUGUGGAGGAACUCUACCUGCAUCUCACCUGAUCAGGCCCGAGCCUGACCUUGAGAUGCUGAGGUUGCUGCUGCAGAGAGGCCAACAGAGAAAACAUACCUCCUCAGACAUUAUUUUGACACCUGAUGAUCCGCAUCGAACUGGGAAAACAGCUGAAGAAGAUCCAAAUGACAGAGAUUUAAGGGGACAAGACUGCCUGUCCCUUCCAGAGUCAGCAUCACUCAUCAGGACUUGGACAGAAGACAUUCUGGAAAAGCAAGCUGACCAGUGGACUAGAACAAAUGACAGUUGCUGGUUAAGUAAAACUCAGGCCACCCAUACAGAAGUGGUAGUGGAGGUUCUGGUCCAUGAGGAGCCUGGAGGUGUAGAGGUCUAGAUAAAGAGGAAGAUCACAGAUGAGAAGACUUAAUACCUGAUAGGCAAGUAGUUCAUGACUUUGUAAUUGAUUAAUAGACUAAUUAUUAAUGGAUUAUAAAACAAAAAUAAGCCUUUGUGAUCCAUAAAUGAACAUGCAUUUUGUUUCCAGUUUGUGGGUAAAAUACAUUUUCAUUGUUAAUUUAUUAAUGUAUUUUAGUGACAUUUUAUUAUUUUGCAAAAGCCCUUUUUUUUGUUAGCAAAUAGGUUUUUGUGUCCUUUAUGAUAAACCUUCUCAUUAGUCCUUCAGGGAUACGGACUAACACACAGAAAGCAGUUAUAUCUUCUGAUUUGUUCUCUACAUAUUUAACACUUUGACCUGUAAG
Messenger RNA from Toxotes jaculatrix (banded archerfish), 10204 nucleotides. Its product is annotated as polycystic kidney disease 1 like 1. Gene Ontology annotation, biological process: detection of mechanical stimulus. The transcript is spliced from 54 exons. Bases 1 to 9840 code for a protein of 3279 amino acids. Gene Ontology annotation, cellular component: membrane. The record is from RefSeq and is a predicted model, not a curated record. Gene Ontology annotation, molecular function: calcium channel activity; protein binding. Lineage: Eukaryota; Metazoa; Chordata; Actinopteri; Toxotidae.